Penicillium riverlandense is the source of this 1224-nucleotide messenger RNA. RefSeq lists its product as uncharacterized. Bases 1 to 1224 code for a protein of 407 amino acids. Lineage: Eukaryota; Fungi; Ascomycota; Eurotiomycetes; Eurotiales; Aspergillaceae. Gene Ontology annotation, cellular component: cytoplasm. The transcript has 5 exons. Gene Ontology annotation, molecular function: ubiquitin binding; ubiquitin conjugating enzyme binding. Gene Ontology annotation, biological process: ubiquitin-dependent protein catabolic process. The record is from RefSeq and is a predicted model, not a curated record.
AUGUCAGAGGAAGAAAAGACUCCUUCAACGCCCAACAAGGCCAUCGCCGCGCUCAGCACCAACAGCCCUCGCGCCGAGUCGCCGACGACUGCUCGCCCGCUCAACUUCGAUGAUGAAGAGCCCCAGGAAAGUGGAAUAAUAUCUACAGCGACAGGAUCUGUCCCGCAGUCUGACCCCGAAACUGCCCCGGCCCCCCCACCAAAGCCCCCUCGGCCCUUGAGCCCGCGCGAGCAGUCGGAGCUCACCCUCAAGGAAGCUUUCCCGUCUCUCGAUGGUGCUGUAGUCAAGGCAGUGCUGGUGGCAAGCAAUUGGCAUGUCGAACGAGCCUUCAACGCUCUUCUGGGUAUGACCGAUCCCACGGCCCAAGAAGAUAUGGUCCCUCCCCCGAAGCCGCCCCGUCCAGAUCAGCCCCCCACCACCACCGACUGGAGACAAGUGGAAGCCGAUGAACGGUAUGCACGCCAACUCGCCGAGCACUACAACUCCUCCCGCCGGGGGCCCCGUCCAGGGUGGGAGAGUGACCCGCGGUAUCAGCGCCCCAGAGGUAGCGAGGAGGAUGAAGAGAGAGACUACAGCUUUUUUGAUGAUGAUCUGCCCGUGAUCCGGGAGAAUAUCAAGAAAGGCUUCUUGGAGACACAGACCAAGGUCAACUCGUGGGUUGCGAAUUUAAAGAAGAGAAUUGACGGGGAGGAUGUGGACGAGGAGGACGACGGCUACUCUGCGCCGCCCCAGACAUAUGGUCGCCCACGGCGCAGUGGCGACAUGGGCCGUCGCAGCGGAGAUCGCGAACAUUAUGAUGCAGAUCCUCAGGUGCUAGGCGAUGAUUUUUCAGCGCUUGAGCUGAGAGACUCAGAGGCUCCUCCCACGCGCCCACCCCGUCCUGGGGCCAACUCCGGUUUCCACAAAGCGCCUUCCCCAUCGCCAGACCGACGCAAAGUGUCUUUCCAGGAGGGUCCGCCCACUGAGAUUGAUACUUCGGCCGCGCGGCAGUCUUCAACGGGCAACAAGGCGAGCAAAUGGCAGCCUCUGUCUCAAGUGGACCCGUCCCCCGUCGCCGAAAAUGAUCCAUUCAGUUUGGGCGACAGUGAUGAUGAGAAGGACACGAAAACCAAGGAGCAGACCACAGUCCCGGAGAGCGAACAGAUCAAGAAAGCCACGGAGGAGGCCAUGUCGGGCAACAUGGGUUCUUCCAAGGACAGCAAGCCGGACGAGUCUUCGAAGUGA